Messenger RNA from Pelodiscus sinensis (Chinese soft-shelled turtle), 1009 nucleotides. It is a transcript of the gene GCH1, whose product is annotated as GTP cyclohydrolase 1. Gene Ontology annotation, molecular function: GTP cyclohydrolase I activity; GTP binding; zinc ion binding. The record is from RefSeq and is a predicted model, not a curated record. NCBI's taxonomy places the organism in Eukaryota, Metazoa, Chordata, Testudines, Trionychidae. Gene Ontology annotation, biological process: tetrahydrofolate biosynthetic process; tetrahydrobiopterin biosynthetic process. Gene Ontology annotation, cellular component: cytoplasm.
GGGGCCUGCCCGGGCCCCCCGGGGGGCCAGCCACUGCCAUGCAGUUCUUCACCAAGGGCUACCAGGAGACCAUCUCAGAUAUCCUGAAUGAUGCCAUAUUUGAUGAAGAUCAUGAUGAGAUGGUAAUUGUGAAGGACAUAGACAUGUUCUCGUUGUGCGAACAUCACCUGGUUCCAUUCGUUGGGAAGGUACAUAUAGGUUAUCUUCCUAACAAACAAGUCCUUGGUCUCAGCAAGCUUGCUAGGAUUGUGGAGAUCUACAGUAGAAGACUACAAGUGCAGGAGCGCCUUACCAAGCAAAUUGCAGUAGCCAUCACAGAAGCCUUGCAGCCAACUGGAGUUGGGGUGGUUAUUGAAGCGACACACAUGUGCAUGGUAAUGCGUGGCGUGCAGAAAAUGAACAGUAAAACAGUCACAAGCACAAUGUUGGGAGUAUUCCGGGAGGAUCCAAAGACUCGGGAAGAGUUCUUAACUCUCAUCCGCAGCUGAAACCAUGCCCUUCACCAAAUGCACUCUACAGAUCGUACUGUCCUGUGUCGCUAUCUGUUCUUAACUGUUUGUACGUCUGAUUUUUAACUAAGUCGUGAGUUAUAAUAUGUGCAAGAAUUGAUGGUAAGUCAAAAAUGUAACAGUGAGCAUAGAUAUCCAUAGGGCCUACCUGCCUCUUGUGUCAAAGGAUAACCAAUAGUAUUUAAAUAUACUUGCACCAUUUACACUACAAUGUAUUGCCACUGAGAAAAACAGCAGAUAGGCAAAAGCAAAAUGAGGCUCUUCAUCCAAAAUAGAACUUUAUUUGGCAGGUUACGUCUAGCACAACAUAGGAAUUAUUGAAAGGCUACAGAUCUUUGCAAGGUAAUAUACGUGCCCCAGAAACUGUCUUACAUCCCUUCUAGGGAGGCCCUGAAUGAUGAUCACUGAAGCGUCUGGAUUCAUACUGUACCUUUUUAAUUGCAAAUCUUCUGAUAUGUCUGUUUCAGUCUUUGAACAUGCCUGUCGGCCAUUUUAUGUGA